GCCCGGAAGGGGGCGUGGCGGGCCUGCCCUGGCAUGGCGGCGGCCGCGGGCGUCGGGGAGGCCGAGCAGGGUCAGCCAGCGCCUCCGCCGCCGCAGCCGCAGCCGCCGGACAUGGCCGAGGCCGGGGACGCGACGGAGGCCCCCGUGGACGACGGCUUUCUGGACCUGGACUCUCCCACCUACGUCCUGUACAGAGACAGAGCAGAAUGGGCUGAUAUAGAUCCCGUGCCGCAGAACGAUGGCCCUAAUCCAGUGGUCCAGAUCAUUUAUAGUGAAAAAUUUAGAGAUGUUUAUGAUUAUUUCCGGGCUGUUCUGCAGCGUGAUGAAAGAAGUGAACGUGCUUUUAAACUAACCAGAGAUGCUAUUGAGUUGAAUGCAGCCAAUUACACAGUGUGGCAUUUUCGAAGAGUUCUUCUAAAGUCACUCCAAAAGGAUCUACAUGAGGAAAUGAAUUACAUUACUGCAAUAAUUGAGGAGCAACCCAAAAACUAUCAAGUUUGGCAUCAUAGGCGUGUGCUAGUGGAGUGGCUAAAAGAUCCAUCCCAGGAGCUUGAAUUUAUUGCUGAUAUUCUAAAUCAGGAUGCAAAGAAUUACCAUGCCUGGCAACAUCGACAGUGGGUUAUUCAGGAAUUUAAACUUUGGGACAAUGAGCUACAAUAUGUAGAGCAACUUCUCAAAGAAGAUGUGAGAAAUAACUCAGUCUGGAACCAAAGAUACUUCGUGAUUUCUAACACCACUGGCUAUAGUGACCGUGCUGUAUUGGAGAGAGAAGUGCAGUACACUCUGGAAAUGAUCAAACUAGUACCACAUAAUGAAAGUGCAUGGAACUAUUUGAAAGGGAUUUUGCAGGAUCUUGGUCUUUCCAAAUAUCCCAAUUUAUUAAAUCAGCUACUUGAUUUACAACCAAGUCACAGUUCCCCCUACUUAAUUGCCUUUCUUGUGGAUAUCUAUGAAGACAUGCUAGAAAACCAAUGUGACAACAAGGAGGACGUUCUUAAUAAAGCCCUAGAGUUAUGUGAAAUUCUAGCAAAAGAAAAGGAUACUAUAAGAAAGGAAUAUUGGAGAUAUAUUGGAAGAUCUCUUCAAAGCAAACACAGCACAGAAAACGAACCUCCAGCAAAUGUUCAGCAAUAACACCAUCCAGAAGAAUUUGAUGGAUGCUUUUAUUUUUUUAAAAGACUCUAAAGCAAGAGUUUAAAACUAGGGUGGUCACUCCCUUUGUGGUAUAAAACAUGAAUCACAAAGGUAAUUGCUUUCUAACAAGAACUAAGUUAUGUUCCUUGGGUGCUGCUGCUGUUCAGACUAGUUCUAAGUAAUUCAGUUUUUCAAAGCAAUGUAGUUCAGGGGAGUGGGACCAUGAGGGAGGGAGAAAAUCAGAAAGUCCAUAAAGAUCACUGUAGUCUUACAAACAUUUAUUCUAAUUUCUUAGCAUCACCUUCUCCCCAGAUGGUCCGUGCAUUAGGGCUUAAGCAGUGAUUGAAGGUAAUGUGUAUGGGUGGAGAUCCUUUGAUUCUGGGUUAAGCAAGCAGGAAAUGACUUUUGAUACAUUAGAGCUGCUUUGCCGCACUCACAGUAUCUUGCUACCACUGUAACCAACUAAUGCCAAAAGAAUGAUUUUGUAAUAAAAUUAUAAGAUGUAU
Messenger RNA from Sorex fumeus (smoky shrew), 1640 nucleotides. RefSeq names its product farnesyltransferase, CAAX box, alpha (gene FNTA). The coding region runs from base 34 to 1134 and encodes 366 amino acids. The record is from RefSeq and is a predicted model, not a curated record. Gene Ontology annotation, molecular function: protein farnesyltransferase activity; CAAX-protein geranylgeranyltransferase activity. Gene Ontology annotation, cellular component: CAAX-protein geranylgeranyltransferase complex; protein farnesyltransferase complex; cytoplasm. The transcript has 9 exons. Gene Ontology annotation, biological process: protein geranylgeranylation; protein farnesylation. NCBI's taxonomy places the organism in Eukaryota, Metazoa, Chordata, Mammalia, Eulipotyphla, Soricidae.